Messenger RNA from Aphanomyces astaci, 300 nucleotides. RefSeq lists its product as hypothetical. The transcript is spliced from 2 exons. Bases 1 to 300 code for a protein of 99 amino acids. NCBI's taxonomy places the organism in Eukaryota, Oomycota, Saprolegniomycetes, Saprolegniales, Verrucalvaceae. The record is from RefSeq and is a predicted model, not a curated record.
AUGGUGCGCUUGGUGCGGUCCUGGAUGAAGCACCUGCUGGAGUUCCUGGCCGGCAGCCAGCACUUCCUCCAGGGCCGCACCAUGCUCACCAUCAGCAAUCGAGGUCCGGGCAUUCACCCAACGAGUACUGAUGAUGCAAACGAUACGGCCCUGGAGGAAGCGCCUGCUGGAAUCAAUGGCCGUCAACUAGCGCUUCCUCGACGGCGGCAACGCACUCCAUCUGCUCGAUCAGACGAGCAUCAUAACCUGUUGCAGGAGUUAGUUGUUGUGGAGUGCGCCGUGUACAUCACGUGCACAUAG